Molecule: messenger RNA, 1014 nt
Organism: Cyanidioschyzon merolae strain 10D
Lineage: Eukaryota; Rhodophyta; Bangiophyceae; Cyanidiales; Cyanidiaceae
Exons: 1
Coding region: 1-1014 (337 amino acids)
Source: RefSeq, a predicted model, not a curated record
AUGAAGAAACAUAGACAGACAAAAGGAAAAGCGCGCGUCUGCCGGAGAACGCCGCGCGUUGAACGACGCAUGAUCAGUUCCGUCCUGAAAAGCGAACGCCUGUUAUCGAAGGGCCUGGUGGUCAUCUCAAGCGAUGAGACUCGAUUCAGCGGAAAUAGUAGACCUGAAUACGGGUACCCACAGAAGAGCAGACCGCACAUCCUUAAAAGUGCCCAGCGAGCAUUCCGUCAAAAUCAGUCCCAGCGGCGAUUCAAUCUUGUAGAUGGGUGCAAAUCACCAAACGGGCAGGAUUCUUUGAGAUCGCAUCUUUCAUUGAAUCACCUUGUCGUCGCUCUUUCCCUUAUUCUUCUGUUCUGCUGCCAGAUAACUUUCCAACAUUCAACUGCGGCUGCAGAACACGCAGCUGAGCUCGGCAACGAGCUGCUCUUCGUGUCAACUGCUUCUCCCUGGUCCAAUCCAGUCGAAGCCGUCUUCGCUGGUGUCAAACGCCAUUUAUACGCUAACCGAUCAACAGAUAAGUCGUUCUCUACCCUCACCAGCCCUGUAGUGCUGUUUAUCUCCACUGUUCUUGCGCAGGCGGGAGCGGAAAGACCCGCUCCACACUGUGGGCAUACUCAUCACGUUGAGAGUGAAGAAAGGCACUGGAGUAUUGAUAGGCACAAACGCGCAUCGAAGAGGCGAGCUUUGGAAACACCGUCCAUCCAGUACGUCCGAACCCCGAGGGAAGACACAAGUACAGAGUAUACCAACCAAAACAAUACAUCCCAGCCAAGUAGAGGAGAGGGCGAAGGAGCUGGUCUCUGUAACCAAGCACGAAGCAUUCGAGCAACACCGCGAGUAGCAUUGGCAGAACUGGUUCAAGGUCUCUCGUUUACAGUGACGAUGGAGACAGACACGAUAUGCAUCUGCUUGCACUGGGUGAACCAUUCUCCUGAAAUGAGCAAAUCGAUUCAUGUUCAAAUGCUCCCGGUACAUGAAGACGGAGACUUGUCGAUGAGCGUAGAUUCCGGCUAA